AUGGUGGUGGAUUUGCAAGUGGUGUUGGGUUAUGAUAGAGUUUUUACGGUGGAACCAGUUGGUUUGAGUGGUGGUUUGGCAUUGAUGUGGUCACAUAAGGUGAAUCUGUGUAUCAUAUAUGCAGAUAAGAAUCUCAUUGACGUGGAGGUCAAUUUUGGGGGAGUGAGUUUCUUUAUGUCCUUUGUAUACGGUGAGCCGGGACAUCGUGGAAAGAAGAUAUUAUGGGAAAGACUGAUGAGAUAUGGGGUGAACAGAAAAGAUUGCUGGGGUUGGGUUGGCGAUUUCAAUGAAAUCCUACACAAUGGAGAAAAGAUAGGGGGUCCAAGCAGGAGUGAGGGAUCUUUCGAGAGCUUCAGAGAUUGUGUAAGGGUAUGUGGGAUGGCUGAGCUUAGUGGUUUUGGUGAUGGGUUUACUUGGUCAGGAGUGCGAAGCAAGAAAUACAUCCAAAGUAAGCUUGGCCGGUGUUUUGGGAUUAAAGAGUGGAAGCGUAGAUUUUCCCUUUCAGUCCAAGUAUUUUUGGAAAGAAUGGGUUCAGAUCAUAAACCUGUCUUGGUGCGUUUGUUUGGACACCAACCGGGACCUCGACGAUGUUUUAGGUUUGAUAAGAGGAUGGUUGGUAAACAAAAAGUUCGGGAAUGCAUCGUGGGGGCAUGGAACAAGCAGAAUGGGAAUAAUCCGAGAUCGUUGGUGGAACGUUUUCGGAACGUGCGUAGGAGUUUGGGGAGAUGGAAGAGAGAAAGUGGCAUAAAUUCAAAGGAGAGAAUGUGUGCUCUGCCGAGUGAUCUAGAGGCAGCAUACUCAUCUGGAACUCCUGACUGGGAAAAAAUAAACUUUCUGAAAUCAGAAGUGGCACAUGCAUUUCGAGAUGAAAAAGAGUAUUGGCGCCAAAAAAGCAAAGAGAAAUGGCUAGUGGCUAGUGGGCAAGAAGCAACAAAUGCCAAUGCAAUGGCUCAAGUGGCUGUGGAGUAUUUUACUUCUUUGUUCUCUUCGGGCGAUGGCGGUGAUCAAUCUGAUAUUUUUGAUGGUUUCACUGAAAAGGUAACAGCGGAGAUGAAUGAAAGAUUAACAAGGGAGGUUACUGAUGUGGAGAUACGUGAAGCAGUUUUUGAUAUCAAAGCAUCGAGUGCACCGGGUAGAUAUGGUCUGAAUGGACUUUUCUUCCAAAAGUAUUGGGACAUCAUUAGGCCUGAUAUCACCAAGGAGAUAAGAGCUUUCUUUACAACAGGUACUUUCCCUCAGGAAUGGAAUGUCACUCAGCUAUGUUUGGUCCCGAAGGUGAUAAAUCCAGUGAGAAUGGUUGAUCUGAGACCGAUUAGUCUGUGUACGGUCGUGUACAAAGUCAUAUCCAGGGUUCUAGUUUCACGUUUGAAGCCGUGGCUGGAGAAAGUGGUCUCACCCACACAAUCAGCUUUCGUUCCAGAAAGACUGAUCUCUAAUAACAUCAUUAUAGCGCAUGAGGUGAUGCAUGGACUACGUACUCAUAAACUCUAG
Brassica napus (rape) is the source of this 1491-nucleotide messenger RNA. RefSeq lists its product as uncharacterized. The transcript has 2 exons. Lineage: Eukaryota; Viridiplantae; Streptophyta; Magnoliopsida; Brassicales; Brassicaceae. The record is from RefSeq and is a predicted model, not a curated record. Bases 1 to 1491 code for a protein of 496 amino acids.